AUUUUUGAAGGAGGAUUCAUCGCAGAGCUCUAAGGGGAAGUGAGGUGGUGGCGAGGGCGGGUCUGUGCUUGAAUCGUGAGGCGGCAGUUUCCAGCAAAGAUCCGAUAGCGGAGCUCCUCUAGUAUCUUUGGUUUCCAGAGGGGGUUUGAAGGCAAAUUCACGGCAGUCUAACUGUUGGAAAAAUGAGGAGAUCUAAAUUACCUGUUUAUCGGACAAGAAACACACAUGCUGCCAUCGCUCCAUCAGAGGUUUCAACUGCCAAUGGGCUGAAAACAGAAAGUGAUCAUUUACAGCCUUCAGCAAAACGCUUCCAUGUGAUUCCAAGUGAAUCGAAGAAUGAUUUACCUCGAAGAUUCAACUUUUCACGUAAAACCUCAAGUGCAGUCACUUUCGAGGCAACGUGUAAACAGCAGAAUGUGGCAUUAAAUAAAAGAAAGAAAAUUCCCCCGUCAUCAAGGAUGACUCGUGCUGACAUGAAGAAGAAUAUGGCCCCGAAAGUGGUCGAAGCAGAAUUAAGGGACCAAAACCAGUUAUUGGAAGUUGCCCAGCAGCAACUAAAGCAGGAACUGAAGGUAUCCAAGGCACAUGUGGAGAAUCUCCAAAGAGAAUUAGAAACAUGGAGAAGUAACACAAUGGAGACGCGGGAGAUGUUCCAGGAUUUGAGGCUGAAGUUGCAGAAUGCCAAGGAAGAGAGUAAUAAAAUUGUAGGAGAAAUGGACUUGUUCGACCAAGAGCUGGAGGAGUGGAGAUCCACUUUAAGUCAAUUUAACCAUCUUUUAGAUCAGGAUGUUGAAUGAUUUGACCAUCAGGAUUACAAUGAGCAAUUUUAAAUGUGAAUAGAAAGUGUAUAUGCUUUAAAGAACCGUACAAAAAAUAUUAAUAAAGUUUAUGUACUGUG
Messenger RNA from Leucoraja erinaceus (little skate), 898 nucleotides. RefSeq lists its product as uncharacterized. Gene Ontology annotation, biological process: spindle organization; regulation of attachment of spindle microtubules to kinetochore; mitotic sister chromatid segregation. Lineage: Eukaryota; Metazoa; Chordata; Chondrichthyes; Rajiformes; Rajidae. The transcript is spliced from 7 exons. Gene Ontology annotation, cellular component: mitotic spindle; microtubule plus-end; kinetochore. The coding region runs from base 183 to 797 and encodes 204 amino acids. The record is from RefSeq and is a predicted model, not a curated record.